Messenger RNA from Peronospora belbahrii, 2115 nucleotides. NCBI's taxonomy places the organism in Eukaryota, Oomycota, Peronosporomycetes, Peronosporales, Peronosporaceae. The record is from the annotation of a GenBank genome assembly.
AUGAUUGUCCAUGCUACUGAUGAUCCUACUGACGUUCCAGUCGAGAUUCUUGAAUCUUCAAGCUCUUUGAAUCUUGCAACAUUACCACAAUUGACGACAGACAUGGAAAAUGAUAAGACAAUGCAUAAAACGCACCUAGUAGAAUGUCGCAUUGAAGGUCAUGAGAUUCAAAAGAGACUAUCACUUAGGAAGAAAGCAUUGGAUCCACUACGUUAUUUACCAGAUAAUGGAGGGGUUGAAUCGUACUUUACAAUUGCUGUAUACAUAAAAGAAGAUGAAAACGCAAUGGAACCACAACGACAUGUUGUUCAACGAAGUUAUAAACAAUUUCGGUCCUUGCAUUUAAAAUUAAUGAAAACGUAUCCCAAGUCGAAUUUACCACGAGAUUUUCCUACAAUGCGUCAUAAUAAGAAACUGAAUGACGAGUACAUUGAGAUCAAAUGCAAUGAAUUGACGCGAUAUUUAGCUCAAUUGAUGCAAAUUCCACAAAUUAAAGCGUCCAAGAUGUUGCAUGAGUUUUUAGAGACAGUAACUGCCAUUGAAGACAGUAGUGAUGAUGAGUGUGGAUUGAUUAUACCAUCAAGAAUGCUAGAAGGACUACCAGGCACGAUUGUGACUGUUAGAGCUGGUCAAUCAUUCUCCGUGACGUUACCAUUAGAUACGGUUGGAGAUGUCGCGUCAUGGCAAUUUAUGACAAAGAAACAUAAUAUUGGAUUUAGUGCAACAUUUGAAGGACAAAUGAUUCGUGCUUACUCACGUGAAGGUGCAGAUAUGAAACCAGUAAAAGGAUUUUAUCGUUCCAUGACUCCGGGUACAUGUACACUUACAUGGGAUAACACGUAUACGUGGAGUAAAGCAAAAGUAUUGAUUUACUGGGCUGAGGUUGAGUCGCAGAAUGGACCAUUACCGUUGAAUGGACAACGUCAAGUAUCUAGUGCAUCGGUUGUAGCUCAAGAUAAGGAUUUACCAGCCGAGAGCAUCGAAGCUACACGACGAGGUAGCGGAGAAGCGUCAGAUUCCAUGGAUGUAGAUAAUCGUCGGAUGGGCUUUAUUGAACAUUCACGUAGCAACACAAUGCAUCCACGGUAUCUGAUGAACACAUCGAUCUCUCUGCUUUCGAAACCAUUUGUGCAUGGACAUGUGGGAAACCAAGAUGGUUCUGCGCAUGGAAAAACUCGAAAUAUGAUACCGCGAACGAUCUCAAAGCUUGCGAAUAUGAAUGCACGUGAAUUACAGCGAUCUAAUAGUAGUCGUCAGCUUGAGAUGAAGGCAGGGUUUCUUAUUAUCCAGCGCAGUGUGAAAUUCCGUGGACGGAAUUGGUACCGGAAGUGGUUUGUGCUGGACCUGCGGAAGUGCGUUUUGCGUUACUACGAUUCCGAGGCUGCGGCUCGCCGAGGAUUGUCGUUGGCUAAGCUCAACUUGUCGAACAAGCAUGCUUCUUUGGCUGUCACCAGCAGUGUGACUCUGGAUGCAGCUCCGACACCUUACAUGUUUCUGAUCUGCACCAAGAAACAUUCUUGGAACAUUUGUGCUUCAUCGCAAAGUGAGUGUAACGAGUGGGAAAGCGCAAUCUCAACGGCUAUCCUGGCUUUUCAGUGUUCUCAACGUGGCAGAAAGAGCAAGAAGGCAGUGGGUAAGACUGAAUGUUCGACAUCACUACGAAAGGAAACGUCUUUUAGGGAAUCUGAAGACGACGAGUCAUCACGGUCAGGCGCAUGUACGGACACCAAGGAAAGUGCCGUGGCAACGUCAAAUUAUCAGGAUCCUGACAAGCCUCUUGAUCGAAUCGAAGUGUUUGACGAAGAUGACGACGGUUUGGACAACAAAGAUGGCAGUUUUGAUGACGACAACGAUGAUGAAUCCGAGUCGGAUUCUGACGACGAGUUACACGAAGAUGAUAAUGACAUUGAAGUUGUUCAACCUGGUAUGAAAACCACUUUACCGACAAAUAGCCGAACUGAAUCUAUUGGAGACUUGCCAGAGCUGCACAAUCUCUUAGUGGAGUGGAAAUUUGGUUUUGCAGCUGUGCUAAACCUGUCGCUCUUGUUUUACUUAGAACACUCGAAUGAUAACGAGUUGGAAGCGUCCUUAUCAACGAAACCCAAGUUGGCAUAA